AUGACGCAGAUACUCACCGGCCACGGAGUAUUCGGCGAGUACCUGCUAAGAAUUCAGCGGGAGGUGACUUCCAUCUGUCACCAUUGCCAGGAAGAGGAGGAUACGGCGCAACACACGCUGGAGUUUUGUCCAGCGUGGACAGAACAGCGACGCGUCCUACAGCUCGACAUAAACGAGAACCUAGCCCCAGAAGCGGUCGUGAAUGCGAUGAUCAGAGGGCCCCAGGAGUACACCGCCGUCCGCACCUACUGCGAGCAAGUAAUGCUGGCAAAGGAGCGGGCGGAGAGAGAUCGGGAAAGAUCGCAGGAUCCAUCGCGAUCACGGCGACAACGAAGAGGUCCCGUACGCCGUAGGGGGUCUGCACCGCCGCCAAAAAAACAAGUGGGGAGAUGA
This is a messenger RNA of Bombus pascuorum, 393 nucleotides long. RefSeq lists its product as uncharacterized. The coding region runs from base 1 to 393 and encodes 130 amino acids. The record is from RefSeq and is a predicted model, not a curated record. Lineage: Eukaryota; Metazoa; Arthropoda; Insecta; Hymenoptera; Apidae. The transcript has a single exon.